Messenger RNA from Prorocentrum cordatum, 559 nucleotides. Lineage: Eukaryota; Dinophyceae; Prorocentrales; Prorocentraceae. The record is from the annotation of a GenBank genome assembly.
AGCUUCUUGCGGCUCAAGUUGCACGGAUUUGGCCUGACACGCCUGACGGUCGCGAACAGCACCGGUUCUUCUGGCAUCUCAGCCUCCCGCGAUGGCGCGCUCCAGCUUCGGUGCCCUGUUCCUCGCCGCGGCGGCCGCGUGGCUGGUGGCCGAGACCCUCUCGCCGGCCUUCGCGGGCACGGGCGCCCAGUCGAGCCCGGCUGGCCGGGGUGUCCGCGUGGCCAGGCAGGCCGGGAGCGAGAUCAUGCUGACCGCACCGUCGAUCGGCGGCCGUUACCGCGUGAUCAUCGACGAGAGCACCACUGUGGAGUCGUGCCUCACCAAGUUCAGGAAGAUCUUCGAGAUCGACCAGGACUUCCUCCUCGACAGCGACUUCAACGUCUACCUGAAGGAGGACGAGAGCAAGCCGAUCUCCGGCAAGAUCGCGGACCACACCAAGCUGCGCCCCUGGGGGCCGGACGGCAUCGAGCUGCACAUCUACUACGAGCCGAAGUGAGCGGAGCGCCGUCGCGUCUGAGGCUGGCAGUGUUUGAUUGAAAGCGCUCGUCCGUGCGCUCAA